This is a messenger RNA of Lethenteron reissneri (Far Eastern brook lamprey), 19211 nucleotides long. RefSeq names its product E3 ubiquitin-protein ligase RNF213-like. NCBI's taxonomy places the organism in Eukaryota, Metazoa, Chordata, Hyperoartia, Petromyzontiformes, Petromyzontidae. Gene Ontology annotation, molecular function: ATP hydrolysis activity; ubiquitin-protein transferase activity. The record is from RefSeq and is a predicted model, not a curated record.
CCAUUACAAAUACAAAAAAAUCGAGGUAAAGCUUUUAGUUAUUCUUUUUCAGAAGUGACCUGGCCACAAAUGAUAGUUCAUCCAAGUGGAUUAUCACAUGGAUUUUAUAGACUCAAAACAGUGUGCUGCUUAUAUUGUUUGUAUGGUGGUGGCCCAUCUAACUACUAUCCAGCUUCAUGUCUUCUUAACUUCCGAGAUUGAGCGGACUCAUGGAAAAACGUAACAAUGCAUAUUGUAUAUUUGAUCACCAGUUCAUAUCAGCUCACACUUGACCUUCAAACCAGAGGUCACCAGUUCAUAGCAGCCCACACUUGACCUGGAAUCCAGAGGGCACCGAUUAGAUUCCAUCUCCCGGCAGCGCGGUAGUUGUGAAACACUUGGGGGGGCGAGUUGAUUACAUCUCUGUCCACUCAGCUGUACGCCUGGCUCCAGUAUGCACGGUCAGCCCAUCGGCCAAGUCGCCUUCGCUCGCUUGCUAUCCGCGCCCGUGUCCCCGUGUCCCUCCCUCUCUCUGCAGAAGGGCGGUGCGGGCGACAGCCUCCGCCGGCUGGAGGAUGCGGUGCACCAACCCCGACUGCUCAAGCACACCGCGCGACGGAGACCGCUUCUGUAGUCAGUGUGGCCGGAGUCUUGGGGAUGUGAGCAAAUCGCCCGCUCCUGCUGCUGCUGCUACAGGUCCUGGUGCUGCUCCUGCUGCGACUGCUGCUGCUGCCGCUGCUCCUGUUCCUGCUGCUGCUGCUGCUGCUGCAGCUCCUGCUGCAGCUCCUGCUGCAGCUCCUGCAGCCGCCGAGCGGUCGGAUGUGGCAGCAACAAGGUCUGACCAGCCUGGUCACGAGGCAGCAGCUCAUGAAGGUCGUGGCCCCUCCUCCUCGACGGACGUUGGGACUCCUCGAACGGACGAAGGCGGAACGUCCUUUGCCGGUGACGAUGGGCGGCCGGGGGAAGACGCGCCUGCGCCCGGCGUCAACCCGCCUGCUCCGGGAGACUCGCCGACGUGCGCAGGAGGUCGCACGACUUCCCAAGGCCCCUGGGAAGUUGGCGCCGAGGGUUCCCGUCCGGAGGAAUCGUCGCCGUCCCGUGACGGCCGGCCCGGAGACCCUCUGGGUUCGGCGGGCGACGAAUGUGGGGCCGAGCGAGGGGACCUGUCGGCGGCGCGUGGGGCGGACGAGCGGGCCGGUCCGGCAAGCUCACCAGCGGCGUUCGGCGGUGAGCGACGGUGUUCAGCCGGUGAAGCAACUGCCGAAGAGAAGCGACCGCCUUCGGAGACCGCAGAAUCACACGAAGACAACGAGACCACACCGUCACGUACUGACGAUGUCACACACCCUGAGGCCACACCGUCAUGUACUGAUGAUGUCACACACCCUGAGGCCACACCGUCACAUGCUGACGAUGUCGCACACCCUGAGGCCACACCGUCACGUACAGACGUCACGCACCCUGAGGCCACACCGUCAGCUACAGAUGUCACACACCCCGAGGCCACACCGUCACGUACAGACGUCACACACCCUGAGGCCACACCAUCACGUACAGACAUCACACACCCUGAGACCACACCGUCACGUACAGACAUCACAUACCCUGAGACCACACCGUCACGUACAGACGUCAGACACCCUGAGGCGACACCGUCACGUACAGACGUCGUCACACACCCCGAGGCCACACCGUCACGUACUGACGUCACACACCCUGAGGCCACACCGUCAGCUACAGACGAUGUCACACACCAUGAAGACAGGGCCACGUGCUCUGCGGAAUCAUCGGCACGUGGAGACUCCACGCCUGGCCACGACUCUCAAGGUGGCCGGGCCCCGGUAGCUGACGGAGGCGGACGCACAGAGCGCCUGACACCGCUGAGUUCGAGCUCUGGGCCCAGUGGGACAGUUCCACAGGAGAGAGACAACGUGGAUCUUUGGCGGCAAGGCGAGCAGGAGGGCCGCCCCAAGAUGAGUCUUCACUUCCACGCUGUGCUCUCGAAGGAUUUUCAUUUCGACCCGAGCCGCAACCGCCUGGAGCUGCGAUCGCAGGACCUGGCAGGGAAUUGGAUGACUUCCGCUGGCCGCCUGGACUUGAAGAGAGAUCUCGGGGAGAGUGGAUUGCUGAUGGAGGGGUGCUGCGAUGUGAGCAUGGAGACCUUGCGGAGCGGGAAGAAUGUCGCCUACAAAUACGUGGUGGUGAAGGAGUCUAAGAUCAAGUACGAGUGCAUCUACAAGCACGACAAGCCCAAGGACGUGCAUCUCAACCGCUCCAUGUUUGUUCCCCCCGAGUACUGCACCAAAGACGGCUCGUGGCAUCAGUACGACGACGUCAUCUGCGCGCCGCCGCCCGGCAGCUUGGUCGCGUUCUUCAAGGACAAGUUCAAUCUGAACAAGGACGUGCAGAACGGCAAGAGGCUGGCCGGCCGAGUGCACCUGGAGGAGAUCUGUGGGAACCUUCGCGCCUGCACCCCGGACAAUCUGGAGAGUUUCUUCAACCAUUUGUGGCAGUUCACCCAUUGCUUUGGUAACCCCUGGAUCCAUGAAGGGCGUCACAAGCGCUGGGUGGAUCUGGAGUUUGGCAAAGCACAGGUGAACGAGAUGUUGUCGGAUCUCAUCGUGAAGAUCGUCAAGAGCCACACCGACCGUGACUCGGCCGCCAGCGUCCUGCCUCUCUCCGCGGCGGACUCGGCGAUGAUCGCCGCCCGACUGCUGCACGAUCACGAGAUCGGCCUUCCCGCCGCCCAACUGCAGGCCAUCUGCCAGAUGCUGUCUCUGCCCGCCGGCCAGAACGAGAGCGCCAUCAGAGACCGCUGCCAGGCCCUCUCCCUGAACAGCUGGCUGGUGCCAUCACUCACGGCCCUCUGCUCCAGCUGUGCCAAGGCCGGCCUCCCCGAUUGGCUGCUGGCCGUGCCGCUGCUGCACUUUGUGAGCGGCAGGGCGGCGCCCUUCACACCCGGCGUCGAGGGUCUCGACGCGGAGGGGACGUGGGCCGGCCUGCAGGGCGUCGCGUACGGCGACAUGCGCAGACUCGUCUACGGAAACAGGGACACCAAGAGACGCCUGAUCGAGCUGCUCGUGGAGUUCAAGCAUCUUCUCGACAUGGACCGGCUCCUCCCGCGCGCCACGCUCGGCUGCCUCUUCCCCUCCAACGUCCCCGAAUUGCUCGAGUUGCUGCCGCUGCCCCCGCUGGACGUCGUGCGCUACGUCUGCUUCCGUCUACGGGCGCUGACACAGCAGCAGCACCAGCGGCAGCAGCAGCAGAAGAAGACCGAGAGCCAGGCUCUGCAGAAGGUUUUAGAAAUCGUGACGAACAAGGUGGGGGGCGUUGACCGAGGGAGCGACCCGGCUGGUGGCGCCGACGCCGUCCCACCGGAGAUGGCGCUGCGCAUCGUGGAGCUGAGCUGCGAAGUCGCCGGUUCCCCCGGCCCCGCCGAGGAGCUCCACCGGCUGCUGCUGAAGGCGCUGCUCUUUGCCGGCGCCGUGCUGCGCUUGAGCGGCCCCCCGGCCCCCCGCGGCUCCCACACGCAGAGGCCCACGGGACUCUCGGAGGAGGGCGGCAAGGCGGCCAUGUUGCCGGCCUCCUCAUGCGAGGAUGUUCUGCGGAGGGCAGUGUCGUGCAUUGUGGGAAUCUUCCCCCCACGUCUCCUGGAUUCCAGCGCCAUUAACCUGAAGUUCGAAGACACGUUGGAGUUCGAGACCUGGAGCAAGUACCUGGGGGUGUCUUUCGGAGACGCGAAGCGCGAUGCGCUGUGGACCGCCUGGCUCUUGCAGGCCGUCCGUGAGCGCAUGGCCCGGGAGACGCCCCAGCGGCAGGUGGAGGUGUACUGCCACGCAGGCACCAGGUCGGCGGCCCUGCACCCCGCCCUGUGCAGCUGCCUCGAGACCACGGCGCUGGACGUCAUUCACAUCAUCUGCCAGAACAAGCGGGAGGGGGAUCUGGUGCGGCAGCUGCCGGAGCACGACCUCCGCGCGUUCGGCAAGGUGCUGUCGCGCGUCGUGGAGCAGGCGUGGCCGCGGCGGGGCGGGCGGCACGUCGAGGAGAUGGAGGAAGUCGUGAGGCACCUCCUCACCUGGGACGCCGCGCCCAACGUCCUCAAGAUGCACGGCACGAGCCAGAUGCUCAUGGAGAGCCUGGGAGAGGCUGCGAGGAUUUUGGUGGCGUCGGGGUUGUCGUCGCUGCAGCUGCUGCUGCACUCCGUGCUGGACGGCUCUGUGAAGCUGGGGCUGCUGCGCAUCGUGCUGGAGCGGCGCGUUGCCUUCUGCAGGGUGCAGGGGUCGUUGGACGGUAGCCCCGGGCUCAGCACCUUGGAGGCGGUGCUGGACGCGAGGCAGCGGGCGGUGAAGGCGGUGGACGAGGAGGCUCGCAGCGUGCAGGCCUUGCUCAACUUGUGUCGCACGGUCCAGGAGUUCCUCACAGUGGACGUGGAGCCGUUGGAACGCCAGUGUCGGUCCGACCGCAGCGACUGCCGCCUGGACGCCGUCGUGCGUGUCGACCCGGGGCGGCUCGACGCGGAGGCCUUCGCCCGCACGCCGCAGGUCACCGGCUUCGGCCUGACGGUCGAGCUGCGCGUGAUGGCGCGCCAGUUCUCCCGGCUGGAGAGCAGCUGGCUCUUCGACAGCCUCUGGAAGGACUGCGCCCGUGCGGCGUCGUCGGCGGCGGCGGCGCCCGUGCCCCUGGAGCGCCUGCGCGUCGCGACGUGGGCGCCCUGCGUGCAGCGCCUGCGCUCGCUGCUGGGCGCCGUGCGCACCGGCGCCGUCCCGCUGGACGACGCGCGCCGGCUGUUCGCGCCCGCGUUCGCCGGGAGCGCGGCGCGGGCCCCCGCCGUGGCCAACCUUGAGAAGGAGCUGCGGCUGCUGCUGGCGGCGGUGGGCGACGGCGUCACCGCGGCGCGGGAGACGUCGUGGGUGGAGGAGCGAGCGGAGCAGAUCGCGGACUUCCGCGAGCUGGGCCUGGCCACGGAGGCAGCCGGCGCGGUGAAGCGAGCGAAGGACGCUCUGGGCCUCACCGGGGAUUUCUCGGUUCUGGACUCGCUCACCGACCUGGAUGAGAGUUUGAAGGAGAAGCAGUUGAAGUGCAUCACCAGGGCUCUGGUCAAUGCCAAGAAUAUCCUGGCCGGGAUCGACAAGAGAGGCAUCGACUGCCUGGACGUGCUCGCGCGCAGCCGGGACUUCAUCAGAUGGGUCCGCGAGUCCGUCGGGAAGCUGAGCGAGCUGAAGGUGUUUGUGGACCUGGCGUCCAUCUCGGCGGGGGAGAACGACGCCGACGUUGACCGCGUCGCCUUCUUCCACGACGCCGUGCAGGGCUUCUCCUCGCUGCUGUACGAGCUGCCGCCCUCCGCCAACUUCGCCGACUUCCACCAGGCGCUCGGCAAGCUGUGGAAGGCGCUGGAGAGGGACCGCAACCUGCUCAAGAAACUGGAAGACUCGGCGCGCCACCUCUCGUGGUUGCGCACGGUGCACGAGAGCCACGGCUCGGUGGAGAAGUCCUCGCUGUCCCUCGCCACGGCCGUCAACGCCUGCGGCGUCUACCAGGUCGGCGCCGUCUUCCCCACGGGCAGCAAGCCCACGAUGGACUCGGUGCUGAAGCUCGUGGUGCCGGAGGCGGCGGCCGGAGGCGGCGGGGACCUUAGGGAGCAGCGCGUCUACAGCCUCGGCGAGGUCAAGGAGCUGCAGAGCAAGCUCAUGCUCAUAGCCGGGCAGCGGGAGCAGGGCAAGGAGGAGAUCGAGCGCUUCACCGAGGUCUUCGGCAACGUGUUGCGGCUCGCCGAGCUCUACCUGCAGCUGCACUGGGCCGGCAGUGUCCUCUUCCGCCGCUGGACGGCGCAGGUGUUCUGCGACCCGGGCAGCACGGUGUGCGCCAUCGUCGACUUCGGCCUGCGCGGCGUCCCCCACCUGCACGCGAUGGGCGGCGCGGGCGACGAGCUGCGGCCGCUGUGCCGCGCCAUGGACCGCUGCCUGGCCGAGUGGAAGGCCUACGUGGAGGACAAGCGGCGCGACUUCUACCACCUCAACCUCUACACGGCCGAGCAGCUGGUGCUGCUGCGCUCCGAGCUGGGCGCGCUGGCGCGGCGGACGGCCGGCGCCGGGGGCCGUGGCAGGGCGGGCGCGUCGCCGGGCGUGGCGGCCCUCACGCUGCUGUCCUUCAUCAAGGAGGACUGCACGGCCGAGCACGUCGCUCGCGCUCUCCUCGACUCGGAACGGGCGGCGCCGUCGGCGAGAGUCGGGGCCGUGGCCGGCGGCGAUCCGUCGCGCUCCCCUUCGUCGCCCGCCCCGCUCUCCUCAUCCUCCUCCUCGUCGUCGUCGUCGACGUCCUCCCGAGCGAGCCGGCUGCUGGGCGCCGUCAAGGCCCUCGUGGACCAGGACGUGGAGGAGGCGGCGGCGAAGGCGGCGGUGCAGGAGCUGGGGCCCGCGUCCGAGCGCGACCUCAUCGCCUGGGUCUUCGGCAACCUGCAGCGCCGCGACAGAAUCGCGUCGCUCAGCCGGGCGUUCGACGGCGCCGUCGCGGCGGCCGAAGAGGCGGACCGCGAAGCCGCGGCCGCCACCUCCGGCCUCCCCUGCCCUUCCCUCCUUCCGUCCGGCGACGACGACGCCGACGACGAGCGGGCGGGCGUGGGCGACCGCCUUCUCCGGCUGUGGCGGCGCUUCGCGCGGAGCGGCGCCGGCGGGCACCUCGGCGUGGGGGAGCUGGGGCGGGCGCUGGCGCGACUCGCCGCCGGGCGGCGCCCGGUGCGGCGCCGGCUGCCGGAGGGGCUGACGGCGGGGCAGCCCAACCUGGUGGUGUGCCGCGAGGCGGAGGUGUACGCGGCGGCGCUGUGCGUCUACCGGCACGGCGACGCCGAGCGGCUGCCGACGUGCGACGAGGUGCUGGUGUGCGCGCCCGACACCACGACGGAGCAGGUGGAGCUGUUCUUCAGGAGGGCCUUGGGCCGCGACGGCGGUGACGUCGACGCGGGAGACGGAGCGGGCAAGAUCUACUCGCUGGUGCACGCCGACCUGCUGAGCUACGACGCGAGCGUGCGGGCCGAGGAGGCCUUCGAGCGCCUGCGCGCCAGCUCCGACCCCUGCUACCGCCUGGUGCUGCUGUGCGGCGCCGCAGGGGAGCAUCGCUACGCCGCCUCCUCCUUCGGCCGCUUCCGCGUCGGCGCCUUCCCGCUGGCGCCCGCCGACGAGCUGCGCCGGUACCUGCGGCGCCACUUCACGGCGCCCCGGAACGAGCGCUCGCCCGCCCGCGUCUUCUCGGACCCCGUGAGCGUGCGGCUCGUCACAUCCCGGCGCGCCGGAGUCGGGAAGUCGCUGUACGUGCAGCGGCUGCACGAGUCGGUGUCGCGGACGUGCCCGGGCGGGCGCUGCACCCUGCGCACGCUGCGCCUCAUCGCCAGCGCCGUGGACGAGAGCUCCGUGCUCGCCUCCAUCGUCGACCUGCAGGAGGCCCCGGGGAAGGCCACGCCGUGCCUCUUCCACAUCGACGUCACGGCCGCCGUGCAGAAGGGCCUCAGCUCGUUCCUCUUCAAGCUGUUGGUGCUGCGCUGCCUGUGGGACCAGCGCGGCGCCGUGUGGCGCUGCCGCCCGUCCCACCUCUACGUCAUCGAGAUGCUGGAGUCCGACGUGCAACUCACCCCUCACCAGGCUCAGCGUGCCGUCGGCCUUCUGGAGCUGCUCCCGCGCCUGCGGUGCCACUCCCCCAAGGAGUGCCUCGACAUGGAGGCCCGGCUGAUGAGCCGCGGCUCCGCAGAGGACAUCCCCGAGAACCGCAUGGACCUCGAGAAUUUCGCCAGCCCUGCCUUCCAGCGUCCGUUCCAGUACCUCCGCAAGUUCCGCCUGGGCCACGACCUGGAUGCCUUCAGGUACGAGAAGGGCUCCGUGACGGGCAGCCCCGCCGAGUGGCUCCAGGUCGUGCUGCAGUACUGCGGCCUGGCGGACCCCUCCUGGGCCGAGCUGCGCAACUUCGUCCGUUUCCUCGACCGGCAGCUGCGCGACUGCGAGCGCUCGGUGUUCUGCGACCAGUCCCACGUCGGCGACACGCUGGCCGGCUUCCGGACCUUCGUCGUCGAGUUCAUGGUGCUGAUGGCGCGCGACUUCGCCACGCCGUCGCUCAACAUCUCCGACGAGAGCCCCGGAGCGGCGAGCGCACGCCGCGCGGUCGCCGGGGCGCGGAAUGUGGAGGAGGAGGCGGAGGAGGAGGAGCGAGACAUCGCCCCUUUCCAGCUCCGUGUGACGUGGGAGAGCCGCCCCCACCCGUACGUGUUCUUCAACGGCGACAGGACGUCCGUGACCUUCCUGGGCUUCCACUUGCGCCAGAACACCGAGGGCUCCCUGGACGCGGUGGAUCACCGCACGGGCGCCAUCGUCAAGCGCGCCGUCAUGAGCCGCCAGCUGCACCGCAGCCUGGUGACGCAGGGCGUGCGCUUCGACGUCGACGUGGACGCGCUGCCGCGGCACGAGAAGAUCGAGCUGCUGUGCACCGUGCUGGGCGUGCAGUGGCCGAUGGACCCGGACGACACGUACGAGCUGACGGCCGACAACGUGACCAAGAUGCUCGCCGUGCACAUGCGCUUCCGCUGCGGCAUCCCCGUCGUGGUCAUGGGCGAGACGGGCUGCGGCAAGACGCGCCUCCUGCGCUACCUGUGCGACCUGCAGCGCGCCGGCCGGCCGGCCGACAACCUGAAGCUCGUCAAGGUGCACGGCGGCACGACGGCGGCCGUCGUGCACGCCAGGGUGCGCGAGGCGGAGGAGGCGGCGCGGAGGAACCGCGAGGACUUCGGCCUCGACACGGUGCUCUUCUUCGACGAGACCAACGCGUCGGACGCCAUCCACGCCGUCAAGGAGGCGCUGUGCGACGGCACCGUCGACGGGCGGCCCUUCCGCUCCGACGCAGGCCUCGGGAUCGUCGCCGCGUGCAACCCGUACCGCCGGCGCUCGGCCGAGACGGUGCGGCUCCUCGAGGCGGCCGGCCUGGGCUACCGCGUGCGCGCCGAGGAGACGGAGGAGAGGCUCGGCCGGAUCCCGCUGCGGCACCUCGUGUACCGCGUGCGGCCCUUGCCGCCGAGCGUGGCGCCCCUCGUCUGGGACUUUGGGCGGCUGAGCGACGGCGCCGAAGAGCUGUACGUGGCGCAGAUCGUGCGCAGGCGGACGCGCGAGCGCGGCCUCCCCGAGCGCGACGCCGCCCUGGUCACCGCCGCGCUGGCGGCGUCGCAGCGCCACGUGCGGCGGCGACGCCACGAGUGCGGCUUCGCGAGCCUCCGCGACGUGGAGCGCUGCGUCGCCGUCUUCCUCUGGCUCCACGGCCGCCGGGCGACGCUCUUUGACGACCGCGCGGCGGGCGGCCCCCCCGUGUCCGGCGGCGGCGGAGAGGGAGACGCGGCGGCCGACGCGGCCCGUCCCUCGGGCUGCGUCGUGAGGUCGCUGAUCGUGGCCGUCGCCAUCUGCUACCACUCCUCGCUGCCGGAUAAGCAGGCGUACCGAGAGGAGAUCGCGAAGCUGCUGCCCGCGCCCUUCGACCGCCAGGAGCGGAUCCUGCGGGAGAUCACCGCGUGCCAGGAUCUCUUCCUGAAACGCGUGGACCUGCGCGGCACCAUCGCGCGCAACUCCGCGCUCAAGGAGAAUGUCUUCAUGAUGGUGGUGUGCGCCGAGCUCAGGAUCCCGCUCUUCCUCGUCGGCAAGCCGGGCAGCUCCAAGUCGCUGGCCAAGACGGUGGUCGCGGACGCCAUGCAGGGUCAGACGUCGCACUCCGACUUCUACAAGACCUUCAAGCAGGUGCACAUGGUCUCCUACCAGUGCAGCCCGCACUCGACGGCCGAGGGCAUCAUCGGCACGUUCAGGCAGUGCGCCCGCUUCCAGGAGGACAAGAACCUGGAGGAGUACGUGUCGGUCGUGGUGCUGGACGAGGUGGGGCUGGCCGAGGACUCGCCCAAGAUGCCGCUCAAGACCCUGCACCCGCUGCUGGAGGACGGCUGCGUGGACGACGAGGAGCCGCGGCCCCACAAGAGGGUGGCCUUCGUGGGCAUCUCCAACUGGGCGCUGGACCCCGCCAAGAUGAACCGGGGGAUCUUCGUGUCGCGCGGCGAGCCCGACGUGGCCGAGCUGCGCGCGACCGCCCGCGGCAUCUGCUCGUCGCGCGUGGACCUGCUGCCCGGGCUGGAAGGCCUCUUCGCGUCGCUCGCCGACGGCUACCUGCGGGUGCGCGCGCGGCAGGGCCGGGAGUUCUUCGGCCUGCGCGACUUCUACGGCCUCGUCAAGGCGAUGUUCGGCUUCGCGAAGGCGUCCGGCGGCGUGCCCGCACCGCGGCAGCUCCGCGAAGCCGUGCUGAGAAACUUCGGCGGCAAGGACGACGUCGACCCGCUAGAGGACUUCGCGGCGGCUAUGGGGGCGGCCGUGGCGGAUCCGGGCCCCGCGCCGAACCCGCUGGCGCUCGUCGCCGCCAACAUCGAUGGCGACCCCGAGGGCGACGAGAGCGGCCGGUACCUGCUGCUCCUCACCAAGAACUACGCGGCGCUGUCCAUCCUGCAGCGGGAGCCGUCCCUGGCCGACAGGCUGAGGGACGCCGAGGUGAUCUUCGGCUCGAGCUUCCCCGGGGACCAGGAGUACACGCGGGUGUGCCGCACCAUCAACCGCAUCAAGGUGUGCAUGGAGACGGGCAGAAUGGUGGUGCUGCUGAACCUGCAGAACCUCUACGAGAGCCUCUACGACGCGCUCAACCAGUACUACGUGCACCUGGGCGGCGAGCGCUACGUGGACCUCGGGCUGGGCACGCACCGCGUCAAGUGCCGCGUGCACCGGCGGUUCCGCCUCGUCGUCAUCGAGGAGCGCGAGGUCGUGUACGACGAGUUCCCCAUCCCGCUCAUCAACCGCCUGGAGAAGCACUUCGUCGACGUGGAGCUGGCGCUGCGGACGCCGCGCCGGCGGGGGCUCGUCCGGGCGCUGGCCGCGUGGCUAGAGGACUUCGUCGCGCCCGCCCGUGGCCCCGCGGCGCUUGCGGCGCGCCGGCCCUUUCGCGCGGGCGACGCCAUCGUGGGCCACCACUCCGACGCCUGCGCCUCAGUGGUGCUGCAGGUGACGGGCGGCGCCGACGGGGACGCCGGCGGGGACGCGGACGGGGACGCCGACGCCGCCUUGCUGGAGGCGGCCAAGGUGGUGAUGUUGAACUGCGCCACGCCGGACGCCGUCGUGAGGCUCAAGGCGUCGGCGCUGGCGGCGGAGGCGCCGGCGCUCUGGCGGACGUACUUUGAGGAGCAGGCUCACGGCUGCCUGCAGGAGUUCGUGGCGAGGCAGCUGAGGCAACGGGAGAGAAGAGGAGGAGAGGGCGGCGACGGCCUUCUGGUUGAGGUCACCACGCACUCCCGUCUGCUCACGGGCACUGACACGGCCGCGCUCGCUGAGGCCCUGGGAGUUCCGCCCGGGAACGUCUUCCUCCUUGCGCUGCAGCAGUUCGACACGGAGCAGGCGUUCUGCCGCAAGAUCCGGGAGGUUUUCUCGCUCUCCGCCGACUCGGCCGAGCGGUUCCUGCUCAUCCAGUCCGACUUCGAGGAAUCGCGACGCGGCGCCAACCUCAUCGCCUGCGCCAAGUACUGCACUAUGAAUGAGAGGGGCAGCGUGGCCGCCGGGCCGCGUUGCGGAGCGCUGCACGUGUUCUUCAUCACCAAGCUGCCGCGCGCCUCCGGGGCCUCGCAGUACGUCGGCUUCCAAGGAGGCCCGUGGCUGUCCGUGCACGUUGACGAGCUGCGGCGCUCCCAGGAGCAGCUCUCUGACGUCACGGCGGUGCUCGGCCUCUCGGUGCGCGAGCUCUUCGCACGCUGCGCCGGCAUCGACGACGCAGCCGGCGAGGAAGGCGUGUUGGCGAUGGACGUGGAGGGUGGAGGUGAUUCAAUGGAGGUGGAGGAGGAGGAGGAAAAGGAGGAGGUGGAGGAUGAAGAGGAAUCCACAGACCAGCUCGAGGAGAUGCGACCCACUGCGCGCACCGCCGCGUUCAACGCCGCCGCGCUGGUGCGCAGCUGCGUGCAGGCGGCCGCGAGUCGGCUCAGCGACCCGGCCGACCCGGGGUCGCGCUCCACCACCCGCGUCCAGCUGCUGCUGCGGCUGCUCACGUCCCACGCGGCGUUCACGAGCGUGCUGCUGGCGCGGCUGCUGCAGCUGAUGCGCCAGCGAGACGCCGCGAGCUACGAGCCGCGCGAGUGGGCGGUGCGCGUGGCCGGCGACCAGAGCGGCCUGCGUGAGGGCGGCACCUUCAGGCAAGCGCUGUGGCUGCACCUGCAGCGGGUCGUGACGCAGCUGCUGGUGCAGGUGCUGGCCAUCGUGGACCGCGACCGCAACCUGGACCUGCUGGAGCAGAGCGGAGUGCCCCGCGACCUGGACGCGCUGUGGCUGAGCAUCUUCGGGGACUCUCGCGUGCUCGAGAUCAACUACAACCCCGACCUCGGCGGGGACGAGCAGCGGGAGGUGCGCGUGGAGAGCUCCUUCAAGCGGCCGCAGGAGCAGCAGGGGCAGCAGCAGGAGGAGCAGCAGCAGGAGGGGCAGCAGCAGGAGGGGCAGCGCGGAGCGUCGGCGCCGUUCAGCUGGGUGCUGCGGCAGCAGCUGGAGCAGCUGUGGGCCGAGGCCGGACAUCUGUCGAGCGACGUAGUGGCCGCAACUCAGAGGCGCGGAGCCAAGCUCAGAGUCGCUCAAAAGCAUGAUUGUAGAGGCGAUGUGGACAUGCCCACCCUGACUGAGGAUUGCCGGUCAGAAAGGUACGAAGCUAUCCACUUGAGUGCUGAGCCGCAUAUACCGAAGUCGGAUUUCAGGAGGGAAGUAAGGAGCGAAUGGUUGAUGGUGUCGAAGGCUGACGAAAUGUCCAGACUUACAAGUGCAACAGUUGAGCCGGAAUCAACGAUCGUUAAAAUGUCAUCGAGCACCCUAGUGAGUGCUGUUUUGGAGAGCGCAGACGGCCCGCAGGCCUCGAGGGCGGACGGCUUCUGCAGUCUCUUUGGGGCGUCGCGUCUCGGCGCGCUUUGCUCCGCGCUGUCUCCCGAGUCGGCGGCGCUGCUCGCGGAGCGCUACCUGGAGGACGUCGUGAGGGCGACGUUCCCCGUCACCACGGCCGCCGAGCUGCAGCUGCUGUGCCGAGCGCUGGCGUCGGCCGCUCUGGAGGCGUCCGCGGGGCCCCUCUCCAUCGCCGCGGUGCACGCGGCGCUGGAGAUGGCGCGCCCGCGGAUCCACAACCUCCUGCGCCUGCUCGCCACCUUCCCCGAGAUCGUGCCGAGCCUCGCCCGCGGGCACCGUGACCACGACGAUGAGGUGGAGGAGGAGGUGGAGGAGGAGCGGGAGCUGGUGCUGGACGUGCGCGCCGCCCGCGCGUGCCUCCAGGCGCUCUCGCUACCCGGGGUGUCCUCCACGCCCCCCACGCCCCCCUCGCCCCUCACACCCUCCGCGUGCCAGCGCUGGCUGCGCAGGGUGAGCGGCGCGCUCGCCACGCUGGAGAGCACGCUCAGCGGCGACUACGCGCGCCACGCGGGGCCGCGGAGCCGCGCACUCGUGGAGCGGAGCAGACCUCUGCUGCACCGGUUGGAGUCGGCCUCCCUGUUUGUGGAGCUCGUGCUGCUGGAGAGCAAGGACGACGCGGCGCUCUUCAGCCUGCUCAGCAAGCAGGCGGCCUUGCUCUGGAAGGUGCUGGAGUGCAACUGGGACUUCAAACUCCUGGAGCCAUUGCAGGCGGUCAUCAACUUCCUGUGCCUGUGCAGCCAGAACGCACGCACCCUGCACUACCGGGACGGGGUGAAGCGGUGCCCGAGGUGCCACGCGGACUCGGAGGCGCUGUGCCGGCUGCCCUGCGGCCACGCGCUCUGCGAACUCUGCGCCCGACGGGAGAUCUCCCCCGCGCAGUGGCACUGCCCCGUGUGCCGCACGGCGCUGCCGCACGGAUUCCAGGCCGGCGUCGCGAAGCCCUCGCGGGAGGCCCAGAGCAAGCACCAGCGGCUGCUGCGCCGCCUCAACGCCUUCUUCUCGGAGCUGGUGUCCCAGCUGUGCUUCCGCGGCGACGCGCCUCCCUCGGCGCCCGUCGUGGACAAGCUCCUCUCGCUGCUGUUCGUGUCCGACGACGCCGGCGGCGGCGACCGCGGAGGAGGGGGAGCGACCAGGGACCUGACCCCCUUUAAGGAGUGCGUCGAUCCGAAUCCUGUGUACCGCUCCGUGCUUCUCAAGCUGCUCCUCCGCUACACCGGCAAGGAGGUGCAGCGGUUUCUGGAGCAGCAUCUGCUGAGCGUGCAGAGGAACCCGAGGCUCAAGGAGGAAGACCUCAGCCAGCUGUACGUGCUCUUCGUGAGCUGCUUCGAGGAGGCGCUCCACGCCGAGCUCGACCGCCGCUGCGGCCACGACUCCCGCGGGCGCCUGGGCGGCGCCGCCAGCUUCCUGGAGCGGCGGCUGCUCCGGCUGCCCCCCGCGGCGACGCCCGGCGGGGGGCCGCUGGCGCUCGGGGUCCUGCAGGACGUGGCCAACGCCUGCGUGGCCCUCGACGUCGUCGCAGAGAUCAUCCAGCAGCUGCACGAGGCGGGGCGGGAGGCGUCAACGGCGAGCGUGGAGGAGCGCCAGCUGCUGGAGGCCGUGCGCCGCCUCUGCUCCAUGCCCCCCUGGCGGGGUGUGGCUCCAGGUCUUGCUGCUGCGCUGCCUCGCCAGCCGCUGCGGCCUCGACGCUCUCGGCGCGCUCACACGCCAGUUCCCCUGGGCCCUGCCGCAGCAAGUCAAAAGCCAGGAGGUGGAGAUGGCUCACGCGAGGAGUUGGCGACCCACAUUGACUGGUUUCUGGCCUUCGGCGACGUCUACAGGGAGACACGCGACUCCGUGAGCGGAGCGCUUCUCACGGCGGACUACAAAGCCCUGGAGGCCAAGCUCGCGGGCUCCCAGGAUGCCGAGGGGCAGGUGGCGUUUGCGUUCGCCCUCUACAGGGAGGUGGCAGCCACCUUCACCUACAGCGACCGUGGCCUCCACGCCACCCCCGAGCAGUGCCGGGCGCUGGAGUCCGUGGCGACGCGCACGGUGCCGAGUUCCCCGAUGAGGCAGUUCUGUUCCUUGCUGCUGAACGGGACGUUGGGAGGGGCCCUGGGUGGUGGCGGCGGUGUUGGCGCGUGGCGUGGGAGCCGGGCCCUGCUGGAGCUGGCGGUGCACGCGGGCGCCACGCUGCGGGCGGCCAGCACGGGGCUCGCCGGGCCCCUCCAGGGCCUGGCGCUGCAGCCGGGCUCCAUGGCGAACUCCUUCCUCCCGACCAUGCCGGACGACCUGCUGGAUAGCGCACAAGCUUGGCAGUUCACAGACCAGGACAUGCAGCGCCAGUGGUAUCAAUGUGCAAACGGACACUUUUGCAUCGUGGGAGAGUGUGGGAGACCCAUGCAGAAGUCGCGCUGCAUUGAGUGCAGAGUGGAGAUCGGGGGCGAGAGUCACAACCCCGUGGAGGGGUUCAAAGCCACCACAAUCAUGGGCGAGCACUCGAAGCGUGGCCAUGUGCUGGGCGCACCGUCUCAGCGUGGUGCGGCGAGCACGAGCGAGCGCAACGCGUCGCCGCUCGUCGUCGCGCUGCUCAGAGCGCUGCUCCACUGCUCCAUGUUGAUCGGCUGCACCAGCGACGCCGCGGCCGUGUCAAGACUCAUCGUCCCCCCGGUGCAGAACGUGACUGCGUUCCUGCUGCAGCACCUGCAGCAGGAUGUGCAGCAGCUGUCGCGCUCCCUGAAUCGCAGCAAGGAUGAUGCGCAGCUGCUGCUGCACCUCGUGCUCGCACAGCUGCUGCAACUCAACUCACGCGUUGGCGAUCAGCGGGACCCGCUGCUGAGGCAGAGGGAGCGGCGCGCAGCCUGGGAGAAGGACUUCGCCAGGGAGUGUCUGGAGCCGGUGCUGCGGGAUCUGGAGAGGCGUCUGGGCGAGGCCCACGAGCGGGUUCGUAGCGACAGGCGCGGCGGUGCCUGCGGGCCGCUUGCGCGCCUGGUGCGCGGCGACGUGCCGUGGAUGGCGCCGGGCGCGGUGGGCGUCCACCCCGAGCUGUGGCGCUACAGGCCCAGGGCCUCGCUGCUGCAGGUGGCCACGCAGCUGGAGCAGCAGGGCCUGCAGAGCGAGCUGCCCGUGCUCACCGUCUUUCUGCAGCAGGAAAGGCACCUGCGCCUGGUUCGACACCUGCCCGAGCUGCUGUCCCUCGCCAGGGAGAUGGUGGAGCGAUUCCGGAACGUCCUUCCUGAGAAGGCCGACACCUCCAUCCGCAGCUUCCUCUCUACGAUCGCGCCCGUCUCGCUCCGCGCGGCGCUGCAGAAGAGGGUGGAGGGGUUCAUCGGCGUCUGGAACCAAGCACGGACGCUCAUCAGGGACAACAACGAACUGAAGGUGGCGGCGUCGCUGCUGGAGGAGCCUCUGGGCCUGGAGGGCCCCGUGCUGGCCCUGGUGCCGCGCCGCGCCGGGCCCGGCCUGGCCGCCACGGCGCUCGUGGCGCUGCUCGUGGCGCAGCACAACCGCGUCGUGGACACCCUGGCACGCGCAGAGGGGCACGAGCCGCCGCUGCCGGUGUGUGUGAGCGCCGUGUCCCCGCCGCUGCUCGUCUCGUACGAGCCGGCGCGCGACCUCGCCCCGCUGCUGGCGGCGGCGCGAGCCUACGUGGUGGAGCCCGGCGGCGGCGGUGCCGGCACGGCGCUCGGCGCCACCACGGAGCUGCGCGCGCUGCAGCGCCACGUCGUGCGGAGGCACGUGCGCGGCCGCCCGCCCAUCGAUAUCAAGAACAUCCCCACGCUCGUGACGCUGCACGACCGCGACUACGCACAGCUCUUCCAAGACCUGCAGAGGCAGAUCCCACAGGUCCCCUUGUUGAGCUCUCACCGGGAGCGACUUCGCGCCCAGCUGCGCUCGCCCAGCGACGCGGCGGAGGCGCUGGCGUGCGUGCAGGUGGCGCUCGGCUUCCUGGUGCCGGCUGGUGGGCGCUCCGACACGGCGCUCACCGCCUACCUCGCCCACGUGCUGUGCAUGCAGCACCAGGUGUCGGCGCACGUGCUGCAGGUGUUGGAGCCCUGCCGACUGAAGCACAUGGCGUCGCUGUGGCAGCUGCUCUCCGCUCUGCGCUCGCAGUGCCUGCUGCUGCAGGGCGAGCAGGAUCCAUUCCCCCGGCUGGACGGACGCUACCGGAGUGAGCUCACGACCCAGCAGGGCGAGCAGCUGCGCCGCUUCCUGGCCACCUGCCCGGCCGACAGCUUCCUCUUGGAGCUGCACGAGUUCAUCGCGCUGGGCCUGUGCCGCGAGCGCGCUUACGACAACUACCAGGAGCAGUGGGGGCUGAGCGAGACGCUGUCCAAUCACCUGGAGGCAAAGGGCGUGGAGCGCUCCGGGGAGCUGAGCGAGGGCUUGCCCGCCGACCUCACCGUGGCUCACAGCUUUGCUGUCUGGAAAUUGGCGCUGGCUGCGUGGGGAGGCGCCGCCAAGCCCAGCCAGCAUUGGCGCAGCUAGCCCACAUGGCUAGCGAGGGUGGCUAGCCCACACGGCUAGCGAGGGUGGCUAGCCCACACGGCUAGCGAGGGUGGCUAGCCCACACGGCUAGCGAGGGUGGCUAGCCCACACGGCUAGCGAGGGUGGCUAGCCCACACGGCUAGCGAGGGUGGCUAGACCGCACGGCUACCCCAGGUGGCUAGACCGCAUGGCUAGCCCGGGUGGUGCGACUGCGUGGCUAAAUCACGUGGCGUGACGGCUCACUCGGUUAUUGUUUUGUUGUUCUUUUAUUGUUGUUUUAUCGUCGCAUUCGACAAAUGUUUUCCUGAGAAAGGCAACGGUUCCGUACGCCACUUCCUUCGCACAUUCUCCGACUUGCACUGCCACUUCUGCGGAGAUGGCUGGGUUCAGGCCCCGGCACUCUGUGUGUGCGUCUGCGCGCGCGUCCCUCAUCACGAGGGUUCGCUUUAAACUACAAUCGGCUCGUUCCCCGACGUUCUCGCAACGACCGCGCUUCCGUCGGCGUUGCGUCGUCAGGAGACGAUCAAUCCCUUGGGAAAUAUCGUGCCGAGCAGAUAACACAGAGCUACCUCAGAGAUCACGGCAGGCGCUUGCCCUGCAGUACAUGAGUAAUGUUCAUCGGGCGACAGUCAAACCAUCGCCCGAUGAAUCAUACCGCGUCGGGUACUAAUGUAGCGCUGAAUCGACCUAGACGAUGCCCAGGACAAGAUGAGAUAAUUUACACUGAUAUUAGCACGGAGGGUGAAUCAAACGGAGGUUGGCGUAUUCGCCGCGACGCGGCCCCACUCUGCUUUCAAACCACGCCGCCCGCCCGGGGGAGGUUUUUAACAUCCAAGCGUGAGCGAAGCAUGGGGGGGCACCGUCGUUUUACGGUCAAAUACACCCGGGCUGUAUUAACCAGGGCGGACGCCGGGCUCGAACCAAAUUGCCACCGUGGGCUGCAGUUAAAAAUAAACUAUUUUUAUACUCAUAGGUUUUUUCGGUAAAGUCACGUAGGUAAAAAUAAAUAAUAAAAGUAGAAAUAAUAUAAAUUAUUUUCAAGUAAAUCUAGCUGUGACGGUCCCACCUGAUGACGGAGACUUGUGUUGCCUCCGAAACGUCGUGAUUUAUUUCUAUUAUUAUUUCAACUUUUAUUAUUUAUUUUUUACCUACGUGACUUUACCGAAAAAACCUAAGAGUAUGAAUCCUUGCAGUCACGAAAGCUUCAAAUCUAGAAUUAUUUUUCAUUUUACCAGGUUGAAGGGCUCCACUGAGCUAUGUAGCUCUUUAUCCAGAAGCGACAUGGCUAUCACAAAUGAUAGCUCAACUCACUUGCUUAUCAUCGCGAGGAAAUAUAUAGCGGCCAAAUACUCUGAACGCACAUUGUUGAUUCUAAAUGUGGAGGGAAAACCUUGACCUGGAGAAAAAUCCACGCGACCACGGGGAGAGAGACACGCAAACUCCAAAUGUACAGCAGCAGCAGGCGUCAGUGUCGGCAUCGAACCCACGACCUCCUGUGUACAGGUGAGGUAGUUAACGUCUCACCGCCGUGGAUGCUGUUGAUCUCGUGUGGGUCAACGUGGCACAGCAGCAACAGCCCCCCCCCCCUCGUGGACUGGCAGCCUCCUGUACCCGCCUGUGAGGCAUAGCGCCCUCUUGCGGGAAAGCCUCGUGCUGCAGAAGUUACAACAGCGGAAAUUACAACCGCUUCCGCGAUAAGCCAUAUAAAUGUAUACAUACGUUCUCACCGUUGCAUAAAUGCCCACGAUUGUGAAGUGAUUUUAACAGAGUAAAUGUCCGUGUUUGACGUAC